CUGAUGAUGUUAAUGAACAGUACUGAGAUAGUUGACGACAACAUGGUAGUCGAAGGAUAUGAGGAAAUUGCAGUGGAUGACGAUAUGAAUGAUAUGAGAGAAAUGGUUGCAAAUGAUGAAGAUGACAGUAUUCACUAUGAAGCCCAUGAUGGAAGCGAAUAUGGUGGAAUGCCAAUUGACCAAUAUCAAGAUAUUGUUAUGUUCAAAACAACGGACCAAGUUCCUGCAAGUGUCUCCUCUCGUCUUGAUCGUAGUGCGCCGAGUCAUUGGAGAGCUCGUUGUAAAUGUUUUUCAAUGGCGGACGAUAGGGAAACUCUUUUGUAUUACAAUCCCGAGAAGUCUGCGAAUACUAUUCCAAAAGUAGUAGUGAAGAAAGGAGAAGUUCAAAAAGUCCUUGAGAGAAUUCACGAACUUAUUGGUCAUCUUGGGCAGAAAAGAACGCAGAUGGUCGUGCUUCGGAAACUCUACUGGCGGUCGGUUCGACAAGAUGUUAAAACAUUUAUUGCCUCUUGUGAUUUUUGUACAGCAAAGAAAAUACAAGGCAGAAAAAUAACAAAAGCACCUGUGGAUAUUACCUCUGAGCAUUUUGAUAUUUCCGUGCUUGUUAGAGAUUCUUCCAGCGGAAAUGAUCGAUUUGAGUUUCAAUUGGUGGGAUACAAUGAGGAUGAAGUUCGCGAAGCAUCAUUUACAAGGAUGACAUCAUAUACAUUCAAAGAAACUGAGCAUGCAUUCAGAAGCAGAUACAGUAACCAUCAGCAGACUGGGCCGCCAACGUUCCGUCGACAACCAUAUGUGAAGAAACACAAAAAUCAAUCAGUUGGAUAUCUUCUUCCAUUUCACCAAAGAUCUCGUGCCACAGAACCCGAGUUUAUCGAAGUUUUUGGGCGCGACAUGUUCACUCAUCAUCCUGAUAUGAUGUAUGAAACAGUUCCAGAAAUGGACGAUGGAAUGAUGAGAUCAAGAGAAGAAGUUAAAAGAAAAGAUGAAGAACUGCCCAAUGCACAUCCAGUAACUGUUGGCGGAGCAGUACUGAACUCGAAUAAUUUCAAAACGGAAGAUGAGGGAAAUCUUGCUGUCUCUUCUCGUUCUCAAGAAUCGACGUCUUCAGCAUCACCACAAAAAAUGAACCAUGAACAGCAAAGAUAUAGUCAAAAACGUCAUUUGGAGAUGAGAACUGGAAGAACGACGAGAGAUAUGAGAGAUUAUGAGUCAUCUGGACGACAAUUAUCACCAACUCCAACGACUACAGCUGGACUUUUGAAAAAGAGAAGGCGAGAGUUGCCAAGUAUUCGAGGAAUGGCAAAUCGUUUCAGUCUGGCAAUCGGCGACUCGGAUAGAAUAGAUAACACCGAAGUAAAUCGCUCAAAUCCACAUCUGAUCGAGUACCCUGAUCCUUCGUCUAUUCUUCGUGGUGAUAAUGCAGGAUUGCCUCCCGUUAUUAUGGCGCCAUCCACCAAUGAUGAAGUAUGCAAACUGCAGAUCGAGGCACUCCAACGUCAUAUUCAUCUACAAAAAAUGCAAGAAAAACUACUCCAUGAACAGUAUGAAGCUUCCAUGCGAAUUCCAAUCACCCGAUACAUCGAACAAGAAGAGGAAGUUCAGGAAGAACAACUCGAAGUUGAGCAUCAUCAUGUCAUGGAAAAUCAUCACCAAGUGUACGAGGAAGUAGAGGAAGAAGUGGUUCCGCAAAAUCCCCGUCGGCACAUUCGUCACCAGUAGAAGCUUACAUGUUUCUUUAUUGUUUGACAAUAUCUUAAUAACUAAACUCACAUACGAUCUUUUUCCUUAAUUAUAUCUGAAAUUUUGUGACAGUUUUGUAAUGAAUCCUAAAAAGAUUAAA
Caenorhabditis elegans is the source of this 1840-nucleotide messenger RNA. It is a transcript of the gene K04G7.1, whose product is annotated as Integrase zinc-binding domain-containing protein. The record is from RefSeq and is marked reviewed. The transcript has 8 exons. The coding region runs from base 43 to 1719 and encodes 558 amino acids. Lineage: Eukaryota; Metazoa; Nematoda; Chromadorea; Rhabditida; Rhabditidae.